CUAAUAGGGAGCCUCCUGGCUGCAGAAGGCCCCGCCCUGGAACAGGGUCAAGGAGGUGUGGUCACACUGCCGGCGGAAGUAGACCCCUCCGCGAGGGUGCAGGGCCGCCCGGGACGGGCGAAAAAGCUGGAUUGUAGGACCGGGCCGAGCUAGCGAUGGGUACGCGGGCGGACAGCGCAGAGCUGCGCGCGGACCCGCGAGGCAACGAGGACGCGGCGCAGCGGCGGCAGGGACAGAAGGCGCCACACGGCCGGGAGGCGCGAGCAGAGAGCAUCAUGGCAGAGCAGGUGGCCCUGAGCCGGACCCAGGUGUGCGGGAUCCUGCGGGAAGAGCUGUACCAGGGCAAUGCCUUCCAUCGAUCUGACACACAUAUCUUCAUCAUCAUGGGUGCAUCGGGCGACCUGGCCAAGAAGAAGAUCUACCCCACCGUCUGGUGGCUGUUCCGCGAUGGUCUUCUGCCCGAAGACACCUUCAUCGUGGGCUACGCCCGCUCCCGUCUCACAGUGGCCGACAUCCGCAAGCAGAGCGAGCCCUUCUUCAAAGCCACACCGGAGGAGAAGGCCAAGCUGGAGGAGUUCUUCGCCCGCAACUCAUAUGUGGCUGGCCAGUACGACGACGUGGCGUCCUACAGGCGCCUCAACAGCCACGUGAAUGGCCUUCACCAGGGGCCGCAGACCAACCGCCUCUUUUACCUGGCCUUGCCGCCCACGGUCUAUGAGGCGGUCACCAAGCACAUCCAUGAGACCUGCAUGAGCCAGACAGGCUGGAACCGUGUCAUUGUGGAGAAGCCCUUCGGGAGGGACCUACAGAGCUCUGACCGGCUAUCCAACCACAUCUCGUCCUUAUUCCGUGAGGACCAGAUCUACCGCAUCGACCACUACCUGGGCAAGGAGAUGGUGCAGAACCUGAUGGUGCUGAGAUUCGCCAACAGGAUCUUUGGUCCCAUCUGGAACCGGGACAACAUCGCCUGUGUCAUCCUCACUUUCAAGGAGCCCUUUGGCACCGAGGGCCGUGGAGGCUACUUCGAUGAAUUUGGGAUCAUCCGGGAUGUGAUGCAGAACCACCUCCUGCAGAUGCUGUGUCUAGUGGCCAUGGAGAAGCCCGCCUCCACUGACUCGGACGAUGUCCGCGACGAGAAGGUCAAGGUGUUAAAGUGCAUCUCCGAGGUGCAGUCAGAGAACGUGGUCCUGGGCCAGUACGUGGGCAACCCCAGCGGAGAGGGCGAGGCCACCAAAGGGUACCUGGAUGACCCCACGGUGCCCCGCGGCUCCAUUACUGCCACCUUUGCGGCCGUUGUCCUCUACGUGGAGAACGAGAGGUGGGAAGGGGUGCCCUUCGUCCUGCGCUGCGGCAAAGCCUUGAACGAGCGCAAGGCCGAGGUGCGUCUGCAGUUCCGCGACGUGUCCGGAGACAUCUUCCAGCAGCAGUGCAAGCGCAACGAGCUCGUGAUCCGCGUGCAGCCCAACGAGGCCGUGUACACCAAGAUGAUGACCAAGAAGCCUGGCAUGUUCUUCAACCCUGAGGAGUCCGAGCUGGACCUGACCUACGGCAACAGAUACAAGAACGUGAAGCUCCCCGACGCCUAUGAGCGCCUUAUCCUGGACGUCUUCUGUGGGAACCAGAUGCACUUCGUGCGCAGUGACGAGCUCCGGGAGGCCUGGCGGAUCUUCACGCCGCUGCUGCACGAGAUCGAGCGCGAAAAGCCCCAGCCCAUCCCCUAUGUUUAUGGCAGCCGAGGCCCCGCGGAGGCAGACGAGCUGAUGAAGAGAGUGGGCUUCCAGUACGAGGGCACCUACAAUCCUGACGCCAGAAGUCUGAAACCCACGUGUUGGCAGGGCUGCACUCCCUCCGAAGACUCUAGGGGACGACCUUGCCUCUUCCGCGUGCAGGUGGUCGCCAACAUCCUUGGCCUUCCGUGGCUUGUACACACAUUACCCCUGUGUCUGUCUGUGUCUCCACACGCCGCCUGGUGUCUGUGCAUGUACGGCUCCUGCUUUCCCUCCUGAGGACACCAGUCUUGUUGCAUGCAUUCAGGGUGCGCUCGGCUCCAGCACGGCGUCAGCCUGGCUUCCCUUGGUUAUCUCUGUAAGCGCUCUGUUUCCAAACAAGGCCAUGUGCCAAGGAUCCAGGUGGACACAGAUCAGGGGGACCGCUGUUCAUCCCAGUACACUCCCAACAAAGGCAGCAGCCCCCAGUCUUUUCUGCCACCUCCCCCAGCUCCGCUCGGCUGAGCCACAGGGACACGGCAGGAAGCGACACUGCAGUCCCUGCACUCGUGGCCUGGGUUCCACUAGAUGCAACCAACCAGAAACAGAAGGACACCACGAUCAGGUGCUGGUACAUUUUGCGGCGGGAACAAGGGGCCCAGAAAGACACCAGGGGAGGAAGGUUCCACUCCCAGGGAGGUGAACACGUACCCCGGGGCCUUGCGGCUGGCCUGCUCCCUGUUCCGGGAGGGAGAAGGCCCUCAGGCUGUUGAGGGCAUUCAGCUGUGACCCCUCCCUCCAGCUUAACCCGUGCCCCACUUAGGAGGCAAUCAGUUGCCCAGAGGUUUUCGCUCCAACCGUCUAGGCCCAUUCCUGCCUGCCACCGAGGAGAAGCAGCCAGCCUUAGCUCCUGCAUAGCCCCCUCGCCCGGAGCUGGGAUGGUAGUAGCUGGGAGCCUGGGUAGGGAGAGGCCAAUGGAGUGCAGUGUGGCAGGCAGAUUGCUGACUGCGGGGGGAUAAACCAAGGCUCCCACCCACGACUCUGCAACAGCAGUACAGAGAUGAAGAAACUCCAAUGGUGGGCUGAUCUGUUCCCCCCACAUAUGCUAGGGUAGUAGGUCACCCCUGGACACAUGACCUGCACCCUAGGGUGCCAUCUCCACCCUCCCACCCCCUCCUGAAGCCAGGGAAAGUGACACACCUCCGAUUAAGGAAGGGGGGAGGUCACCGAGCUCACUGGAAUAGGGAUAGGAUACAGAUCACAGAGCCUUGAGUGCCAGCUGGGUGGGAACUGGACCUCAAAACCUCUCCUGCCCCAGGUCCAUGCAGAGAAGCUGAAGACUCCAUGUGGACAGGAUUGUAGGCCAGGCUUCAGCCAGAGGGCAGUGGCGUUCACCCUUAUUUCUAGUGCCUGUGGCCUCCUGGAGAGGGGGCAGUGGCAAAGGCUUCCCCAGGAGUCAGUGGGGGCCAGCCUGGGAACUCACAGGCUCUCCUGGAACACUUUGGCUCCCACGUGGCUACAGAGAGUCUUUGUCCUUGGCUGUGGUGCAGCCACAGUGAUGGGAGGAUGAGCUGAAAUGACAGGAGAGGGCCGGGCCCCGGGAUGGUGGCCCGGAAUGGGGCAGAAUGGGUCCCUCCCUGAAGAUACGGCCAUGCCUUCCCCCUGCUUCCCCCCAGGGGGUGCUGCCCUGCCUACUCCAGGGGAAGAGCCAUCUAAGUCUGCUGCUGCUGCCCUGGCCCAUCCUGCAAACCUCAAAUCCUCAAAAUACGGAUAUGAGGAUAAUUUCAAGCCCUUGGUGAUGGGGAGGAGUCAAGUAACUGAGGGUGCGGGAGUCCUUCCUGACCCCUCAGGGAUCUUCAAGUUCAGAGUCCUUCGCAGUGCCACACAGGCAUUCAUAGACUGAGGAACCCAGCAGAGCUGGAUUCUGUCGACAGUCCUCCUGGGUCCCCAGGUCCCCUGGGGACCGUGCUGGCAUGGCAUGACCAGGGAGGGUGCUCCUGGGGGGAUCCACACAGGGGCAGCAGCAGGAGGCCAAAGUAGAAGAGGGACACAGCUCCAGGGCCAACAGCACAUGAUGACCAUGUGUGAGCACAGAGGGAGGAGUGUUGGGGCAUCCCAAUCUCAUCGUGUUCUGAGUGUCUCUCCUGCGACAGGCACAUGGGCCCAGGUGACGACAGUCAGCUGACAUUUCAGAUGUAGGUGCUACACUGGGGCAGACAUAAGGGCCCUGCUGGUGACAUUCAACUGUCACCUGACCUCUGGGUGCCUCUGUGGAACAAAGCGGUGAGGGCCCUGAUGAGGACAGUCGACUGUCCUCUCAGCCCUAGGAGCCUGCAGUGGGGAUGAGGCAUGAGAUCCCGGGUAAGGACAUUAAGCUGUCACUUUCACUCUGGGUAGCAACAUUGGUGCUGGGGUAUAAGUGCUUUCAACUGGCGCUGAAUGUCUACACUGGGACAGGAUGGGAGCACCUGUGUGAGGCCGACCAACAGUCCUGAGCUCUGGGGCCCUAAGUCCUGGGUCCGAGUUCCAACAUUCAACUACCAUUUAAGUUGAUCGUACUCUAGGGCAAGGCUUGGAGGUCAGGUGUGGAGAGCCCCCUUUCAGCUCUUCGUGCCUAUGCUCGGGUGAGGGGCAGGUGUGGGCACUGAGCGGUUACCUCAGGUCUGGGUCCCUACCCUGAGGCAGAACGUGAGAACCCAACACGAUCCACAAGUAGCACGUCCGAAAUGAGAGCUACAUAGGCAGGGACGUGAACCCCGCCGGAAGGCACGCCAGUGCCUCCUCAGUGCUGUGGCCCCAGGUGACAACAGCAUUCGAACGAAAGCCCAUGUCUGUAUCCUGUGCUGGAAAGGAGAAUGAGGGACCGUUGAGGUCAUUCAAGUGUCACUUUAGCUGUGGGUUAUUAAACACAGAGGUCUGAAGGACUGGGUGGCGGGAAGCCAAUUGUCCCUUCAGCUCUGGAGUCCCGCACUGUGGCAGAGGUGAGGGCAUUCGACUGCCACCUGAGAUCCGGUUGCCCAAUCUAGAGGCCACAAGGCCCGGGUGAGGGGGGUCUACUGUGGGGUAGAAACCCGCAGGUUGGGAGGCGGACCGUUGACUGACAGCUCCGUGGCCAGUUUCUACGCUGCAAGAAGCAGAGGAGAGAUCAGUUGAGGAUAUCAGCCGGCACGUCCACUCCAGAUUGCCUACGCUGAGGCAGAGGCAAGGGGAUCCAAGGAACAACAGUCAAC
This is a messenger RNA of Acinonyx jubatus (cheetah), 4936 nucleotides long. It is a transcript of the gene G6PD, whose product is annotated as glucose-6-phosphate dehydrogenase. The record is from RefSeq and is a predicted model, not a curated record. Lineage: Eukaryota; Metazoa; Chordata; Mammalia; Carnivora; Felidae. The transcript is spliced from 14 exons. Gene Ontology annotation, biological process: pentose-phosphate shunt, oxidative branch; glucose metabolic process. Gene Ontology annotation, cellular component: cytosol. Gene Ontology annotation, molecular function: NADP binding; glucose-6-phosphate dehydrogenase activity. The coding region runs from base 156 to 2006 and encodes 616 amino acids.